GCAGGCACGGCCCUGCCCCGCGUUGCCAGGCGCCCGUUGCCAUGGCGCCGGUCGCCAAAGUGGAACCCGUGGACCCCCAGCACCAACAGCACGCCCUCUGUGCGCUCACGGCCCAGCUGGGCGCUCCCCCAACUGAGGGCACAGAGCCGCGGGCACGCGGGACGGUCAGAGCGGAGCAAUGGGGGCAUCGAAGACCGUAACACGGACGUGGCCGAGGCCGCAGCCCGAGGCCGCGGCACGGCCAGGGCGCGUCUUCCACAGCACGCUGCUCUUCUACUGGAGGAGGCUGGAGCGCAGACACGGACGACGCAGGUCGGGCACAGGCCGUGGAACGAGGCCCAGGGGCGCGGCCAGGACUCGGGCCUCCGGUUCCGCGCACACCCCGACCCGGGUCUCCGACGCGUCCUUAGUCCGGACCCCUGUCUCUGCCGCUUCCCGGGCGCAGACCAAUGCCCCCAGCCCCGCCUCCAUGCCGGAUACCGCCCCGGGCCCCGCCCCCACCCCCGGCCCCGGCUCCUGUGGCCGCGCCCUGGCGGCGGCGCGCGCGCUGGCCUGGAGGCCGACUUGGAAGCCCAUCUGGAGGCCGACCUGGCCCGGCAGGCAUUGCGCGGGCAACAUGGCGGCGCCCGGCGAGCGGGGGAGUUUCGGCGGUGGGAACCUAUUCUCCUUCCUACCCGGCGGCGCGCGCUCCGAGGUGAUGGACGACCUGGUGACGGACGCGCGCGGCCGGGGCGCGGGGCGGAGAGAUUCCGCCUCUUCGGCCCGGACGCCAUCCCAGGCGCCGGCCUCCGAUUCUCAGGUCGCCGAGGACGCCUCCCGGAGGCUGCCCUGCCGGGCCUGCGUGGACUUCAAGUCGUGGAUGCGGACACAGCAGAAGCGGGACAGCAAGUUUAGGGAAGAUUGUCCUCCGGAUCGCGAGGAACUGGGCCGCCACAGCUGGUCUGUCCUCCAUACCCUGGCGGCCUACUAUCCCGACCUGCCCACCCCAGAACAGCAGCAAGAUAUGGCUCAGUUCAUACAUUUAUUUUCCAAGUUUUACCCGUGUGAGGAGUGUGCUGAAGACAUAAGGAAAAGGAUAUGCAGGAACCAGCCAGACACUCGCACUCGGGCCUGCUUCACCCAGUGGCUAUGCCGCCUGCACAACGAGGUGAACCGCAAGCUAGGCAAGCCGGACUUCAACUGCUCGCUGGUGGACGAGCGUUGGCGCGACGGCUGGAAGGACGGCUCCUGUGACUAGAGGGCAGCCAGAGCCUGUAGGCGGCCUGGCCAGAGAGGGUGGGGCUUAUUAAAGUGCGUGUCAGAGCCAAAGCCUGCCUUGUCUCAGUUGGGUGGUCCCCAGACGCUACCCGUGGAGCCCUUUCCCUCUCAGGUUCUGAGUGUAAGUGGGGGUACCCGUUGCAGGCACCCCGAUGGCCUCCUCCUCAACCCGCGCCCCGUGGUGCUGCAGGUGAAGGAGGCAGGAGCAGCCUAGGCUGUCCCUUCCCUAGGAUUUGGCCUCCCGCCCACUUGACACCCUGCUGCCUACUUCCCCGCACAGGAAGGUGACAGGCCUGGCUGGGCUCCCCUGUCUCGCCCCUCCGGACCAGGCAACUGUCUCCCCAUCUUGUAGCUAGGGACAGCUAGGGGUACAACAGGGACGGUAGCUGCAGAGGCUGUGUGCCAUUUGCACUUCAGGAAAGAGGCCUGGGGGCUGAGCUCUGCUGUGCGCCUUCUGUCUGGCUCAUGGUCUCACAGAGCCGUCCCAGGCCUGUCAGAGGAGGCUCCGUGGAGCUUGAGACCAAAAAUAAAAUGCUGGAGAAGUGACUGAAGACCUGGCCUCAGUGUGUUUUGUGCUGGGAUUUGCAACGAUGGACAGGGCCUGCCCUCGUCCCUCUGUGGUCUCCUGCUUCCUCCUAUCUGGGUUCUGGCUCCUUAGGAAGAGGGAGCAGUUCCAAGGCAAGGGUGGGCCAGGAUGUUCCAGGAACACCAAGGAGGCUGAGUUGCUGGAGCCAAGGGAGGAUCAGAGAGGUGAGGGGAGGUCACAUGGCAGGAGGUCCUCAAGGCCCCAGCAAGGAUGUGGUUUUAACACCCAGCUCCCAUGGAACAUAGUGGAGGAUUUGAAGCAGAGGAACGGCAAAAUGUGACUUUUGAAAGGUCCCUCUGGCUGUUGAGCUGGAAUGAGGCAGGUGUGGGCGAGAGGAGGGGAGGCAGAUAACCCUGUGGCAGCCGAGAGGGAAGCUCGCCCCAGGAUGAGUGGGAGGCCUCACUGGCUACACUCUGAAGGUGGAGCCCAAGGUGGCUGUGGGGUUCUGGCCGCUGGAAGGAGGGAGUUGCCCAGUGUAUCAGUGAGAUGCAGAAGGCUGUGAGUGGAGCAGGUUUGGGGGUGACCUGGACCCAGGUUUUGGGCCUUCACACACCCUCUCAGCCACACCUGCUCCCAGGCACUGGCUCCCAGCUGGAAUGGCCCAGCAACAGUGCGCCGUACCCCUGUGGUUGUACAGCUCUCACCUCUCCCCAUAGUGUCUCAGCUCCUCCCUGGGCAGGGGCCAACCUUUGGCACAGCCUCCUUGGCAUCUUUACCCCACUGGCCCCACGGGGGUGCUGGCUUCCUCAGGGGCUGCCCAAGGGGCCAGGUUACAUAAAGAAAUAGGAGGCAGGG
This is a messenger RNA of Globicephala melas (long-finned pilot whale), 2638 nucleotides long. RefSeq names its product growth factor, augmenter of liver regeneration (gene GFER). Gene Ontology annotation, cellular component: mitochondrion. The record is from RefSeq and is a predicted model, not a curated record. Gene Ontology annotation, biological process: liver development. NCBI's taxonomy places the organism in Eukaryota, Metazoa, Chordata, Mammalia, Artiodactyla, Delphinidae. Gene Ontology annotation, molecular function: flavin adenine dinucleotide binding; flavin-dependent sulfhydryl oxidase activity.